This is a messenger RNA of Micropterus salmoides (largemouth bass), 2911 nucleotides long. RefSeq lists its product as uncharacterized. Lineage: Eukaryota; Metazoa; Chordata; Actinopteri; Centrarchiformes; Centrarchidae. Bases 363 to 2252 code for a protein of 629 amino acids. Gene Ontology annotation, biological process: cilium assembly; protein dephosphorylation. The record is from RefSeq and is a predicted model, not a curated record. The transcript has 12 exons. Gene Ontology annotation, molecular function: protein tyrosine/serine/threonine phosphatase activity.
GCGCUGUGUGUGUUUGUGUGUGUGUGUAUGGGUGUGUAUCUGUAAGCAGCCGGGUGGUCAGCAUAGAGGAGCACAUGUGAAUUCUUCUACUUUCAGCAUCCUUUUUCUUCACUUUCCUGCACUCAAACUCUGGAAAUACAUUAAAUGGGAUUUACAGAGUCACUACCCUACGCAAUCGAAAAGGUAAGUUUUAAAUUUAUUGAUUACAUUAUAUUAUACUGGAUUAUUACAGAACAUAUUACAGCUCACGCUCAGUGGCAAGGAGGUGACAUGAGGUUGCCCAUUGGCCCACUUUGGGCACAGUCCUUCACAUCUUCAGUGUGAUUGCUCAGGCUGAUCUUGGGGUUUUCCCCUGGUGCAGGAUGAUGCCGACCAUGAGCUCGCACAUACCGGUACCUCAGCCUUCAUACACCCAGGCCAGGGAGAACUUGGUGAAGGCUAUCCCACCCAAGCUCCUCUGUUUGCUGGGCUGUGGAGGAAUAGACUGCCGCUAUGAAGGACCAGAGUGCUGGAAUCUAAAUCAACAGGUCAUUCGUGGUCUUUUCUCCUCCUGGGUGACAGAUGACAUUAUUGCCAUGACACGACCAUCCAAUCAUCUGAUUGAGAAGUACAACAUCAUAGAACAGUUUCACAGGUUGAACAUCAGAUCUAUCAUCAACAUGCAGGUGCACGGAGAGCAUGCUCACUGUGGACCACCCCUAGACCCUGAGAGUGGUUUCACAUACUCUCCGCAGAUCUUCAUGGACAAUGACAUCUACUUUUACAACUUUGGGAUGCCAGAUUUCGGUGUGUCGUCUCUCGUCGGUAUAAUUGAUGGGGUGAAGGUUUUGGCCUUUGCAGUGAAGGAAGGAAGAGUGGCUGUGCACUGCCACGCAGGCCUCGGCAGGACAGGUGUCCUGAUAGCCUGUUACUUGAUCUACACCCUGCGCAUCAGCCCAAGUGAGGCCGUCCACUAUGUGCGCGUUAAACGGCCUCGCUCUAUUCAAACCCGGGCACAGAUCAGCCAGGUGUUUGACUUUGCUCGCCUGCUUGGUACACAGCUGGUCCAAUACCCAGACCUCAGCCUGCGGCAUGGAACCCCUUUUACCCUGCAGCACUACCUUAACCGACAGACUCUACUGCUGCAUGGCCAGGAGGCACGCACCCUCAGACAUACACCCAAGGUGGUGUACCUUCUGUGUAUGCGUCUCUCCUGCUUAGCCCUGGGCCUCCCUGCUCCUCCAGAGGUCCACGAUGAACUGGAGAAGAGGUCAGCACUGAGGACCCUGAGCACAACUGUGAGGGAGACCCUGGUGGCCAAACACUACUUGCCCCUACUAAGGGAGGGUCGUAAGGGCUCGUGGGUAGGUUCGGGGUCAGUAUCCUCCUGGGAAGAGCCACUGGGAUUUUUGGAGAGGAAGAGAGAGGUGCUGAUGGACAAACGCAGCUACAGCGACUCUGACCUCAGCAAGAUCACAGUAAAUGAUCUGGAGUUCAGUCCAUACUGCACCCCAGCAGUUGGAAAUGAGAGAAACUGGUGUGUACAGGAUCUGAUGCGACCUGAUCUGAGGCCAGUCAGUUCAAUCCUUGCCACACUUUCACCAGGCCACCAGACCACCAAAAACGAAUAUUAUACAUUCAACAUCCCAAUAUCUGGCAUGAGGACAGGCAACAACCGUGCAAAGAGGUCCAAGUGCCCAGCUAAAAAGCCACUUCCCAAAUACAGCUCCAACAUUGAGUUGUGCAGAAAUCCACAUAAUCCAGGCCCAACCUCAGUCGCCCGUGCUGUUGCUAAGGCAAUGGCAGACCAAGGUCCUCCAGGAGAAACCAUUCUGCAAAGGUCGGCACUGCUGCAGGAGGAGCUGAACAGUAGCGAGUGUGGCUGGGCUCUGCUGGUCACAGAGUCAGAUCCUCAUGUCCUCAGUUGUCUGUUGUGGACCUGGCUGGACAAGUUAAGGGAGCCUGUUCUGAGUGUAGAGGAUGUAGACAGGUUGAGUUGUGGAGCAAACAGCAGGAUGCCUCUCAGUGUGCUCAGGAAGCCACAGAGACACACCAUCUAUUGUCUGCUAAGAUGUGUGAGUACGGUGACUAGCCUGUGUCCGCACAGAGAGGACGCAGUGCUGCAACGACUGAUGCAGAAGCUUACAAGGUGCCCCCAAGAGGAAAUGGGAAGCCUUGCAGCUUUGAUGAAGGUCCUGAAAACUAGUUUGAGAGAAGUCUUUCACAACUACAGAUACCUCUCGAGGUCCUGCAGCACCAAUGCUACACUUUGAAGAGCGGCGUCCACAACAGCGGAACAGCAGCAGCUUUUUUAUUUUAAAAGAUGUGGUAUUUGGGCACCUGACUUUGGGCAAAAUCAAGAGGUGUAAAGGGCAUUUUUCACAGAAGACAUUUUGACAAGUCGUAGUGGGAAAAGCGCAGGUGUAAAAGAUAAAAUUAACAAUAGCUAAAUUCCAUUUAGUUGUUUCAGUUUCACUGUCCUGGUAUUGUGCAUGUUGGCUCACUGUCACACUGUCAUGGCUUACUGGGACACUAGAAUAGAACAGAGCCAUUGUUAAUGUUAUCAGUAACACCUUUUUGCUUAUUUGCUUUUCCAACGAUGCCAUAUUCAAAUGUCUGCUGUGAAAAAGGGCCCUAAGUGAGAUUUGGCUUCUGGAGUCCACAUCCACAUCUUACCUUCCUCUUUACAAAAUAUCACACAUCUUAAAAUGGAUUAAUUUGAUUCGUCAGAACACCUCCACAUCAUAUUUGAAUUGAUGUUUCGUUGAAACCACAAUUAAAUUUUGUUUAAUAAAAAAAGGGUGGGAUCGUAGGUCUAAUUCACUUACUUCAAUAAUGACAUUGAUACAAUGUUAACUGUAGGCUAAUACAUUUUCUUUUAUGUCUACUUUCAGUAGUAUGUAAGAUACUGUAUUUUAGUAUUAGCAGAUUA